Molecule: messenger RNA, 2205 nt
Organism: Serinus canaria (Common canary)
Lineage: Eukaryota; Metazoa; Chordata; Aves; Passeriformes; Fringillidae
Product: WD repeat and coiled-coil-containing protein-like
Exons: 3
Coding region: 1-2205 (734 amino acids)
Molecular function (GO): kinase binding
Source: RefSeq, a predicted model, not a curated record
AUGGAUCUGGGAAAGGCAAAGCUGCUGAGAACCGGCCUCAAUGCUUUAUAUCAAGCUAUCCACCCUGUGCAUGGGAUUGCCUGGACAGAUGGGAAGCAAGUGAUACUGACUACUUUAUACUAUCAAAAUGGAGAGCUGAGGUUUGGAGAUUCAAGCAUUCUUGGUCAAUUUGAACAUGUGCAUGGGCUUUACUGGGGCCCAUAUUGCUCUACAGACACCCCGGCUCUGCUUGCUGUUCAGCACAAAAAGCACGUAAGCAUUUGGCAGCUGGUCUACAGCAGCGCAAAGAAAAAGCCCUUGAUUUCUCAGACUUGUGAAGUUGGUGAGCCAUUUCCACUGCUUUCACAGGGCUGUGUCUGGCAUCCAAAGAAGGAGGUCUUGGCUGUGCUUACAAAACGAGAUGCUUCAGUCUUGCACGCCGUUCGUACUGACAACACGCGGGUUAAAGCAGAGAUCAAAAGCAGUGGACUCAUCCACUGUGCUUGCUGGACUAAGGAUGGUAAUCGUUUAGUAGUUGCUAUAGGCACUACCCUGCACUCCUACAUAUGGGAUAAUGCUCAGAAAACUCUAAAUAUCUGCUCCUUUUGCCCAGUUUUUGAUGUGGGAGGUUAUAUCUGCGCUAUAGAAGCCACUCUGGAUUUCCAAAUUGCUGUAGCUACUGAGCUUCCUUUAGAUAACAUCUGUGGUAUCAAUGCGGGCAUUGCAUUUGAUGUUCCCUCUGGUACAGAAGCUCUUUCUUUAAUCUCACAGUCUGCUUUGGUGCUUGGUGACGAGGAAUACUCCAUGGACACACGAAGAAAGUCCAUAGAUUCAGAUAGAUCAGGUGUUGAUUCAGUUGCUUCUUCUUCAUCAGGUCCUGUGGAUUUGACCCAUAUCCUUGCAAACCACCGUCGGUCUGAUCCCAGUCCUCUCAUUACUCUGAAACGCAAAGACUCUGCAGCAACAAAUGGUCAAGAUUCUUCUCAUUUGAUCUUGGUGACUUUUGAGAGGAAGGUAACAACCACCAGAAAAGUCACCAUUCCAGGUAUUUUGGUUCCUGAUAUAAUGGCUUUUGAUCUUAGAGCUCAGAUUGUGGCAGUAGCCUCUAAUACUUCUAAUAUUGUUCUGGUGUAUUCAGUAACCUCUUCCUCCAUGCCUCACAUUCAACAAAUCCAGCUGGAAAAAAAUGAAAGACCAAAGGGCCUAUGCUUUUUAACGGAUAAACUCUUAUUGAUUCUGAUUGGCAAGCAGAGGUUCCCUGAUCCUAAUCUCAUUCCAUCUUCAAGUUCAGACAGGUAUGUAAUGCGUCUUAUGGUCAAAGAAUUGAUGCUGGAAGAAAAUUCUUCUGCAUUGCCUGAGACUAAGCAGAAUAUGGUUUAUAACUUUGAAUCCUCUGUUAAUAUACCCAGCAAAAGAAAAUUCUUUGAGAACCUUGCCACAGAAGACCAAUCUCAAAGCAGGGAGUUGUUAAUACCAAGAAGCACAGUUAUUCAGUCUCCAAGUGGCAGGAGAAGACUCAUUGAAGAAGUAAAGAGCCCUAGUUAUGAGCAGAGCUCUUCAUCAAGUGUGAGUGACCUGGAUGAAAAAAGGCUCCCAGGUGACUCCUCGGUGGCCUUGGACACAUUGGAUGCUGAACCUAUGAAUCGCUCAGUGUCUCUUCGUGGUUUUGGAUCACCCAGCAGGAUUUCCAGCAGACCAACAUCCCCUAAAGUGCAGUUCAAUGUGAUCCAAGAAGCAUCUAAUUCUCCUAAAAACAACAAUUUGCCAAGUGAAAGGGGAAUGAGUCACAUAUCUAGAAAUUUAGAGAGACUUUGUGGCAGUUUCAAUGAGUUACAGCUGAGUCUUUCUGAAAUAACAGACUUGGCUAGGAACGGCAGGAGGAUUUCUUUAGCCUACCCGUGCUCCCAGGAACCACCUGUUGUGCAUGUCACCUACCAGAAAAGCUUUUCAAAUGGAUCAGUUACCGAAGAAACAAAAGAUGUUCUCCUCUGUGAUGGCAAGAUCCAUUUGAGUUUAGUCCAGCAGCUGUUUGAUCUGCCUGUUAUUGAAAUGAAACACGGCUCUUCUUGGAUUGUGCUCACUGCAGACAAGGACGGCUUUGUGCCAUUAAUAUUCAAAGCCACACAAGAGAUAAUCAUAAGGGAUGGAAGUGACAGUUCAGAAGUCUGUGGAGGUCACUCCCACAAAAAAAGCAUCCCAAUGCGACCACCAAGCAGAGUGACAUAA